AUGUCUACAGCGGAGCUUUUCUAUCAUAAGCCUCUGCCCCUCUCCGCUGUUAGGUAUAAUCUACGGGCUAUUUCUGCUUUCGGAAUUUUUGGCUUUGCAAAUACCGUUCUGCCUCAUAUCAUUUUCUCUGGUCUUUAUCUCAUUAUCCCAUUUCCUCGGCCUAUUGUAUUGGUUAUAGAACUUCUUCCGGCUCUCGCCAUUGAGCUCCUCUUCCCGCAUGCCUUGCAUUAUGUACCGCACUGGGCUUGUCCAGUUUUUGUUGCAAAUUGUUGGAUCUUGGCUACAAUUACCACCAAUGCCUCGCCUCCGAAUGUUGUAGCACCUAUCCGCAUCCUAAUUGCGAUACUUGCAUCAGCAAGCACCGCAGCUGGAAAAGUUUUCUUCUCGAGCCAGUUAUCUCUUUAUGGCAAGACGGCUUUGGCGGGAUGGGGAACAGGAAUCGCAGCUGGGAGUGCACUACGCGACAUACUUCCAACACUAUUAACGCUUUAUACAAAUAUGGUGUUGCGAGACUGCAUAAAAUAUACCUACUGCUUGCUUUUGGCUACAGUAGCGGCGUACUUUCUGAUAUUGCCUUCACCUCUAAUACAAUACGAAUUAGAGAACUUGGCAGCUGAAGGUGAAUUAACGCCUGAGAUUGAAGAGCAGAAGCUCUCACUUCUCUCUGAAGAAAUACCUUCCUCAGAUAUGAGCUUUGGGGUACGCUUCAAUCGGAAUAUGCAUCUCCUGGGCAGCAAGCUCUUUCGACUCUGUAUAAACCCUCUUCUCCUUGUUACCGCAGUACAGGUCCUUGUGUCUCCUGGCACAACUCGUGCUAGCGCUAUGCUACCGAUAUUUCCACGAUAUUCAGCAUUUUCAGCUGCACAUGACUUUGCGUUCCAGUAUGGGAAUCUAUUAGCUCGCUCAACCGCUCUUCUAUUUCGCACCAGGAGAUUAAGACUCAUCUUUGCCUUAUUGGUAUUUUGCACUACCGCUGCAAUUCUCAAUACAGCAUUCCUUUUGACUUCAAAUGCAUAUUUCUUGUUUGGUGUUCUAUUUACCAUCGGUUGGCUGGGCGGAAUGAUGUAUAUGGGCAUAUUUGGAGCAGCUAUGGAAUAUCUGGGUCGGAAUCCGGAGGCUGAUGCCGAAUUCGCUCUCGGGAGCAUUGGAAUCGGAGAGACAGCGGGAAUUUUGAUAGGAUCUCUCGCUGGUGUCACCUUUGAUACACAGCUUUGUGUGCUGGCGAAACGAAGUGGCCGAUGGUGUUCCACCCUUCCGUAA
Messenger RNA from Trichoderma asperellum CBS 433.97, 1260 nucleotides. RefSeq lists its product as uncharacterized. NCBI's taxonomy places the organism in Eukaryota, Fungi, Ascomycota, Sordariomycetes, Hypocreales, Hypocreaceae. Gene Ontology annotation, cellular component: vacuole; membrane. The record is from RefSeq and is a predicted model, not a curated record. Gene Ontology annotation, biological process: regulation of intracellular pH.